Trichoplusia ni (cabbage looper) is the source of this 943-nucleotide messenger RNA. RefSeq lists its product as uncharacterized. NCBI's taxonomy places the organism in Eukaryota, Metazoa, Arthropoda, Insecta, Lepidoptera, Noctuidae. The coding region runs from base 27 to 362 and encodes 111 amino acids. The transcript is spliced from 3 exons. The record is from RefSeq and is a predicted model, not a curated record.
GUUCGUCUUUACAUUUGACAGGAGGAAUGGCUGAACAAAUUGAGAUCAAUAACAAAUCAUUUACUAUACUGGUAUUUAUGCUACCAAAUGAUACAAUUGUGGUCAAUGAUGAUCGAGGAAGGCAACCCAAGAGGCAAAAACGUGAUUCUGGAGGUGGUUUCUCGGAUUCUUCUAAGAUGUCCCAAACCAAGGUGAUGCAAGUCUUUUUACAAAUGUGGAUCAAGAACCCUUUCACAAGCACACACGUCGGUGGCACAAAUCCGUUACACCCUGAUACUGUGAAGCCGGUUGUACAGUUGUUCAAACAAAGAAUCAUUGCAUUUUUCUUCCCAGAAGUUGGAGGUUCGGAAGAAGAACGAUAAAUGUAUUGUUUAUAUGUCAAGUUUUUAGCAGAAAUACCGGGACUUUAUUUUUAUAAGACUUGGCUGGGGUACUGCCGUGCCCUCAGAUACAGUGAAAUAUUACUGAAAACAUGAUACGUAACUGUAAAUUCUUUUUAUUUGACGUAAUAUUUUUCUGGUAUUUAUGUGCCAAUUUUACUACCGUCACUUUUUUACGAAUAUUAUGGUAUGCAAUUAAUAUUUUUAAAUGGAUUUGAGAUAAUAGCAAUCAAAUUUAAAUAAUUCUUUUUGUUGAAAAAAUUAAAUGUUUGUCACAUAUACUAUUCAAAGUCAGUUUAAUUAGAAUUUUAGGUAACGUAAGUGAAUAAAUAAUGGUUAUAAGUGUUUAUGAAUUAUAUGACCUAAGUUAUUCUUGUAGAAAAGGGCAAAUAAAUUUUAAUACUGUUUGCAAGCAUUUUAUUCGUGUCCAUGAUUUAAUGAUACUAUAUCGAUGUAAGAUAAAUUUAACCCUUAACUUGAGUGUAUUUUUGCCUGGGAAUCAAAGUAAUCAGCAUAAAAUCUAUAAUUAUAAAAGUCUUCGUUUGUUUUAAAGUUAACGAUUA